Messenger RNA from Lactuca sativa (garden lettuce), 2594 nucleotides. RefSeq names its product glutaredoxin-like protein. The record is from RefSeq and is a predicted model, not a curated record. Gene Ontology annotation, biological process: intracellular signal transduction. NCBI's taxonomy places the organism in Eukaryota, Viridiplantae, Streptophyta, Magnoliopsida, Asterales, Asteraceae.
UUUUAUGAUAUAUGGUUGUAAGAAUAAUUUAUUUAAAUGAAAGAUUUGGGUUAUUAAACUAAUUACUCAUCAUCCGUCACCUAGUAUCUAAUCUAAUCGAAGUACCGUCGCCGGACCCCGCCGGUCACGUUUGUCAGUUUUCACCUCCUUCUGCUGACCAAGCCUUCUUGACUCUCUCCCCCCACACGCUUCUUAUAUCUCCCCCCCCGAUAUCCCCGCCGCUCUCAAACAACUCUUUCACCCCUUCUCCGCCCCCAUUUCAUUCCAUCAUCAAGAAAUUACUAGCCAUGGGGUUACCUGAGGGAGGAGUGCAAAUAACAACCGCUGUUGAUAUCAAUCUCAAUCCUAAAUCGCCAGAGUUUUUUGAUUGUGAAAUAAACAAGAAGGUAUCAAGCGGCGAUGAUUGCGGAGAACAGGAAACAGAACAAGUUGAUUCGGAUGAUUCUUCUGUGAAUGAUUCUAGUAACAGUGAUGGUGGUUCCGAUGAGAUUGAACAGAGAGAGAUCCAUGUAGAUAACGAAGAAAAGUCAGGCGACGCCGAGGGUCUACGAAAAAACAGAAAUGACGAUGAUGCCGAACCGACUGAGGUAUUUCAUCCAAAUCCACAGCUUCCGAGACCUGAAGCACCACCAGGCGUCGUUGCCCUUGACACAGAGGAGGCGGAAAAAAUACAAUCGUCUCCGUUAAUCAAACGAUCAAACUCAUCGCCGGAAAGUGCCGCCGCUGCCGUACAGAUACCAGCGUUUGGUAAAUUCUUCCGAGAGAAGAGCAAUAGCUUAUCGGCGGCGAUCACGAAACGAUUAUCGUUAUUAACAGAUGACAACGACGACGCUUCGGAAAAGAAGAAGGUUUCAAACAUUACGGAGUUUCAUUUAUCGGGACUCAAAGUGACAGUAAAGCUCAAAAAUGAAAAAGAAGAAAAAGAACAGUUCAAAGGACGCAUCACUUUCUUUUCGCGAUCAAAUUGCAGAGACUCGACGGCAGUUCGAUCAUUUCUCAGGGAUCGGAAAUUACGCUACGUGGAGAUCAACAUAGACGUGUAUCCAACCAGAGAGAAGGAGUUAUUCGAACGAACCAGAAGCACCGCUGUACCUCAGAUCUUUUUCAACGAGAAGCUCUUCGGCGGACUUGUGGCGUUGAAUUCUCUAAGAAAUUGCGGAUUGCUGGAUGAGAGGAUGAAGGAAUUGCUUUGCCGGAAGUGCCCAGACGACGCGCCCGCGCCGCCGGUGUACGGGUUUGAUGACCCGGAGGAGGAAAAUCCCGACGAGAUGGUAGCAACCGUUAGAGUAUUGCGUCAAAAGUUGCCGAUUCAAGAUCGUUUGAUGAAGAUGAAGAUCGUGAAGAACUGUUUCUCUUCGUCGGAGAUGGUGGAGGCUUUAAUUCACCAGUUUGACUGCGGGAGGAAGAAGGCCGUGGAGAUUGGGAAGCAACUAGCAAGAAGACACUUUCUCCAUCACGUGUUCGGGGAAAACGAAUUUGAAGAUGGAAACCAUUUUUAUAGAUUUCUUGAACACGAGCCAUUCAUUCCACGAUGCUAUAAUUUCAGGGGUUCCACAAAUGACCUGGAGCCAAAAUCUGCUACAACAAUUAGCCUAAAACUUGCCAAGAUAAUGUCAGCAAUACUUGAAUCCUAUGCCUCUGAAGAUGGUUACCAUCUUGAUUAUUUGGGUAUUAGCAACAGCGAGGAAUUCCGGAGAUUUGUAAACUUGAUGCAAGAACUUCAAAGGGUGGAUAUAUCGACACUUUCGGUUUCUGAGAGGCUUGCUUUCUUUCUUAACCUACACAAUGCGAUGGUGAUCCAUGCGGUUAUCAGUAUCGGGCAUCCUGGGGCUUCUGUAAUCGAUAGGAAAUCCUUCAAUUCGGAUUUUGUUUAUGUGAUUGGUGGCUCUCCAUAUUCGCUUACAACAAUUAUAAAUGGUGUUCUUAGAAAUAACCGAAGACCACCUUACACGUUUACAAAACCUUUUGGUUCUGGCGACAAGCGUUUAGAGUUGGCAUUCCCACAAGUGAAUCCGUUGAUUCAUUUCGGUAUCUGUAACGGGUCGAAAUCAAGCCCGCCCGUGAGAUUCUUCACCCCACAAGGGGUAGAAUCGGAAUUAAGAUUUGCCGCACGUGAGUUUCUACAGAAGGAUGGAAUCCACGUGGAUCUGGCCAAGAGAACAGUGCACCUCACUCGUAUCUUCAAGUGGUUUAGUGUUGAUUUUGGGCAAGAAAAGGAGAUGUUGAAAUGGCUAAACGGGUACUUGGAUGCAACCAAGGCGGGGCUGUUGUCGCAUCUUUCAGGUGACGGUGGUGCUGUGCAUGUUGCUUACCAAGACUACGAUUGGUCUAUCAAUUGCUAAUUGGACUCCACUCCCUCCCACAUUCAGUAAAUAGAAACCAUAAAAUUGAGUUUCGUUAAACAAGAUUUUUUUUUUCUACAGUUGGGUUUGGCAGUUUAUAUAAUAGAAUUUAGACGAAUGAUAUGUCUUUGUGAAGAAGAUACGUAUUUGUUAUUGGAUUUUAUGGCAUGCGUUAAAGUGUACUUUUUCCUAUUAUUAUGAAAGAACCCAUUUCAAAAGAAUUGGAAUGGAGUGGUCCUGUUUAAGAUUGUA